UUUAAGUGUUUCAAAAAUGUCCUUGUAAUCCUUUUUGGAGUUCAAGUUACUCAAAAAUGUAUGGAGAAUUUAAUGACGAAAGAGAUUUAUAAAUUGGUUACAAAUAAAUAGUGGCCGAAUGAAACAUGAGUUACAAUGAGAUUCAAAAAAAUUAAGUGUUUUAAAAAUGUCUUUGUAAUUCUUUUUAGAGUUCAUGCUAUUCUAAAAUGUAUACAGAAUCCGUUUCUGACAAUAUUAAAACAAUAACGUCCUAUUGUAGAGUCAUGACGACCACUAGCCUCAUAAUCUCCUCAUUUCCAUGGAAAUCUACUUUAAAUAAGGAUAAAACAGGAAAAGAUGAGGAUUACACAGACUUAAGAAGCAAUAUCGACAAAAUUGCAGAAAAGGAUCUUAGAGAGACGAAAUCGACAAAGGAACAGUCGCUUAUACAACUAAAGGAAUGGAUAAAAAAGAACAAAAACAUCGAUAAUUGCUUAGUGGAUGAUGCGUUUUUGUUGAGAUUUCUAAGAGUGAAGAAAUACAGCAUACCAAUGGCUCAACAGGUUUUAUUAAAAUACUUAAAUCUACGUAAACGGUUUAAAAGCAUGUUUUACGAUCUAGACUACUUGGAUCCAUCUGUUUACGAAAUAAUCAGCGGCGGGUAAGUCGCCUAUAGUUGGGACGCUCAAAAUUGGCAUAGUCCGUAAUAAAACUGUGGCAUUUAUUUUCUUUUUUCAACUUACUAACUAGACUAGAGCGGUUGCUAACAGAACGCCUGCUUUUACUCACUACAGAAGUUGUAGGGAGAGAAUAU
Messenger RNA from Agrilus planipennis (emerald ash borer), 793 nucleotides. RefSeq names its product clavesin-2-like. Gene Ontology annotation, cellular component: membrane. The transcript is spliced from 2 exons. The coding region runs from base 207 to 644 and encodes 145 amino acids. The record is from RefSeq and is a predicted model, not a curated record. Lineage: Eukaryota; Metazoa; Arthropoda; Insecta; Coleoptera; Buprestidae. Gene Ontology annotation, molecular function: phosphatidylinositol bisphosphate binding.